UGUAUCGUCGUUGGCUCGUUGUGAAGCAGGUUGUCAGGGGCAGCGCAUAAAUCAUUCCGCUAACCCGGUGUCGUUUGUAUUAAUGAUGAGAUAUUUACUUAGAAAUAGACUGCCGACACACCUCAUUUUUUGUGUGGAGAUACCCAGUUUAUUUGGGCGAACGCAAGAAUGAUGUCAGCGCUGCUUUUUGCCGAAAAAACAUCAGGUUUGUGAUGGCGUUAGCCCGAAGCUAGCUAGCUAGCGAAACGUCAGCAACGCAAAGUGCGCCGAGCAGAUAAACACAACAAAUUGCCAUAUAAUCUGUGGUUACUUACUUGUCUGCCUAUGGAUUUGAAUAUGGAAGACGAGCACGAAAAUGUCAUGGAGCAGGAAGAAUCCAGCUUCACCGACAAGUCAUCCUCAUUACCCUACGUUUCCCCGUAUCGGUCGAGCAGACUACACGUAGAGAGGACGAAUGUGUGCUCCAGGGCGUAUUUCGUCGUGGUUAUGGUCUUUUUCCAUGUUUACAUCCUAAAUGUGAUCGCCCUGUUGCUCUACGUGCAUUACAACAACGGCCCCGGGGAUCUGGUUAGUGUUGACGUCUCUUCUGCACCUGUCAGUGAGGGUGUGAGUCCUCUGCCUCACCCCGCCUCACCCUCAUCAGACGAUUACAUUCACAGCUUCAAUCUCCCUCGAAUUGAGGGGAUACGGGUAGGACAUGUUCAGCUGGUGUCACUCAUGACCGACAGAACACACGAGAUGAAGACGCUCAGCCUGAAACCUCUUCUGUUUGAGAUCCCUGGCUUUCUGUCAGAGGAGGAGUGUCGUGUGGUGGUGCAGCUUGCUCAGCUCAAAGGCCUGACAGAGCACCAGAUAACACCAGCAAGCCAAGAACAACAGGACUCAAAUCAGCCUCUACUUUCACUCAGCACAGAGGAGAUCUUCAGUCUGCUGGACUUAAAUCAGGAUGGGCUGCUGCAGAAACAGGAGAUUGUGAGUCACUCGCGUUCUCGAGACGGGACUUGGUUGAAUCCAGAUAAUUUACGGCACAUUCUGUCCGGUCUAGAGUCCUGCCCAAAAGGCAUGCUGACUUUGGAGGAGUUUCAGGGCCUGUAUGAUGUAUCUCAACAACCCGGAAAGCAGCGCAGUGAGAAGCUGCAGAAGCAGGUCAAACAGAGAAGCAGACACACGUGGCUUUACCAGGGCCCAGGAUCUCACCAUGUCCUGCAAACACUCAGAAACAGAGUAAAAAGUCUGACCCGGGUGCCUACUGCGUUGGUUGAGCUGAGUGAGCAGCUUCAGGUGAUCCGCUAUGAGCACGGAGACUUCAGUAACGCACACUACGAUAGUAGUUCUGAGCAUCCAGACACGUGCUGCGCACACACCCGCCUGGCAGGAAACACUUCUGCCCUAACAGAAGUCCCCUGCAGGUAUCUUACAGUGAUGUUCUACCUCAGCUCUGUAGAGGAAGGUGGGGAGAUGACCUUCCCUGUGGCAGACAAUCGUACCUAUGAUGAGGAGGCACUGGUCCAGGAUGGAGUUGAUUUGACGGACACUCGGGAAACAUGUGUCAGAGGUAACCUGAGAGUGACUCCUACUCCAGGGAAAGCUCUGUUCUGGUACAACCACCUCUCUGAUGGCAGAGGUUGGAUGGGUGAGCUUGAUGAGUAUUCUCUUCAUGGAGACUGUCCAGUGAGGCGUGGGGUUAAGUGGGUGGCCAACAGCUGGGUAAAUGUUGACCCAGACCACCAGCAGCAAGCCCGGUACCAACGACUGGUUUCACAAAGGCAUCAAGUAAACUCGGGUGUUGAGGACCAUUACCAACCUCUGUCUCACAGUGACCUCCAUCAAGACCUAUAGCCAGGCCUCCAGGUCUUACUAACAUCACGAUACCGUACUUUUGACUUGGCCUGUUCGAAGCUUGUGAGCUGUGUGGCUCAACUUUCAAAAUACCUAAUGCUACUUCAAAAAGAGAUUUUGCUUAUUUGCAGUCUUUUACGUCACGUCUUUUAAACCACUGUUUCACUAGCCACGUUUACUUGAAAUAUCAGAAGUUUAUGAAAUUGACUACAGAAUUUUGAUAGGCAAAUGCAUUUGGCUACCUCACAGUUUGUCUUUAUUCUUCACAUAACUUUAAAUUUUUAAAAAUGAUUGAACACUCCUCUGUCAGAUCAUGCUUUAUAGAAAAAUCC
Molecule: messenger RNA, 2171 nt
Organism: Thalassophryne amazonica
Lineage: Eukaryota; Metazoa; Chordata; Actinopteri; Batrachoidiformes; Batrachoididae
Product: transmembrane prolyl 4-hydroxylase-like
Exons: 9
Coding region: 325-1839 (504 amino acids)
Biological process (GO): peptidyl-proline hydroxylation to 4-hydroxy-L-proline
Cellular component (GO): endoplasmic reticulum
Molecular function (GO): L-ascorbic acid binding; procollagen-proline 4-dioxygenase activity; iron ion binding
Source: RefSeq, a predicted model, not a curated record